GGUUCCUGCAGCUUUGCUCCAUCCCCAUAGCUCACCUUGGGAAGGAGUGGAGGGAGGUGGCCCUGCUUGUGCAGAGACCUGCGGUGUGGAGAGCUACGGAGCAGCCAGAGGGAUCCAACCCCACUCCUUGUGACAGCCAUGAAGAGAAGCACCCUCCUCAUCCUCUCCAUCACAGGGGUCUACAGUGCCAUUCUCCACACAGCAGCAUGGUCUGUGAAUAACUUUCUGAUGACAGGACCUAAGGCUUACCUGACGUUCUCCAGUAGCGUGGCGGCCGGGGCACACAGCGGGAUGGAGGAGUGCAAGUUCCAGUUCGGCUGGGAGCGCUGGAACUGCCCUGAGAGCGCCCUGCAGCUCUCCACACACAACCGGCUCCGCAGCGCUACCCGGGAAACCUCCUUUGUGCACGCCAUCAGCUCGGCCGGGGUCAUGUACACCCUCACCAGGAACUGCAGCCUGGGAGACUUCGAGAGCUGCGGCUGCGACGACUCCAGGAACGGCCGCGUCGGUGGCCGAGGUUGGGUCUGGGGAGGAUGCAGUGACAAUGUGGAGUUUGGGGAGAAGGUUUCCAAGCUCUUUGUGGAUGCCUUGGAAACGGGACACGACACCCGCGCGCUGAUUAACCUGCACAACAAUGAAGUUGGGAGACUUGCGGUGAAAGACACGAUGAAGAGAGCCUGCAAGUGCCACGGGGUGUCGGGCAGCUGCAGCAUCCAGACCUGCUGGCUGCAGCUCGCCGAGUUCCGCGAGGUCGGCAACUACCUGAAGAUCAAAUACGACCAAGCGCAGAAGCUGGAGAUGGACAAGAGGCGCCUGAGAGCCGGCAACAGCGCCGACAGCCGCGGGGCCACAGCAGAGACCUUCCACCACAUCCACGCCACCGAGCUCGUCUUCCUGGAGGACUCCCCCGACUACUGCACGAGGAACGCCAGCCUGGGCCACCACGGCACCGAGGGCCGCGAGUGCCUGCAGGGUGGCAGGAACCUGUCGCAGUGGGAGAAGCGGAGCUGCCGGCGGCUGUGCACCGAGUGCGGGCUGCGCGUGGAGGAGCGCAGGACCGAGGUAGUGGCCAGCUGCAACUGCAAGUUCCACUGGUGCUGCACCGUGCGCUGCGAGCAGUGCCGGACGCUGGUGGCCAAGCACUUCUGCACCCGCCGCGACUCCGCCGCCCCCAACCACAGCAGACAGAGGAGCAGGGGCCACAGGAGAUAGGGGAGGCCUUUUGGUGUCCUCAUGCUGGGGAAGGAAGGUUGGGUGUGCACCCUGUGAGGUGCUGGGGUCUCCUGUGGAUGUAGGAAGCACAAGGCGUGGGCGCUGAGGGACCACGGUCCAUCUUGCUUUCAUGUCUUUCCCUCAACAUUUACCGGUAGCUUCUUUCUUCUCGGGAGUCACUUUAUCUGUGUGUUGGACAGAGGGAGGAAUUCCAUGGUCUAUGCAGGCUCAACCCCUUGUGCCCUUGCCAUGGGGUCUGCCAAUGACAGCAGUGGGGCUCCAGCCCCCAGCCACAGAGGUGGGAACAGGUGCUGUGGCAGGUCCAGCCAGGUGAUCCCAUCCCUGCAGGCUCUGGUCCCCACUGUUGGUGCACAGCAGCUGCUUGGCAGCAUCUCUGGAGGAAAACUUAUGCACUUUGUGAUGUGAGAGGAGGUUUGACAGUGUCGUGGUGUGUAUUACCAUAGCUGCAGCCUUUUGAGGGCUUUGAAAAGUUUACAGUCAGUGUUUACAUAUUUCCCUCCCCACCUUUUUUUUCUCCUCCUUAUUGAAUUUUGUAUUCUGGCACAAGAAGCCUUGCCCCAAAUAGACAAUAGCUUCAUGUAUUUGUACUGGAUAAAAUUAAGCAUUUUACAGUUCCUGUACUUUUUUUUUUUUAAUUAGCAGAUAAGAAUUCAAAAUUCUUUAUGCCUAAUGUUGUUUAUUAAUAAAUUGUAUUAUUGCUUAGCACAAUCUGUUUUCACUAUAUAUUUUGAAGGCAUCCUUUA
This is a messenger RNA of Serinus canaria (Common canary), 1976 nucleotides long. It is a transcript of the gene WNT8A, whose product is annotated as Wnt family member 8A. The transcript is spliced from 6 exons. Gene Ontology annotation, cellular component: extracellular region. Lineage: Eukaryota; Metazoa; Chordata; Aves; Passeriformes; Fringillidae. Bases 139 to 1212 code for a protein of 357 amino acids. Gene Ontology annotation, molecular function: frizzled binding; cytokine activity. Gene Ontology annotation, biological process: multicellular organism development; cell fate commitment; neuron differentiation. The record is from RefSeq and is a predicted model, not a curated record.